Molecule: messenger RNA, 3099 nt
Organism: Meira miltonrushii
Lineage: Eukaryota; Fungi; Basidiomycota; Exobasidiomycetes; Exobasidiales; Brachybasidiaceae
Exons: 1
Coding region: 1-3099 (1032 amino acids)
Biological process (GO): regulation of DNA-templated transcription; DNA-templated transcription
Molecular function (GO): DNA-binding transcription factor activity, RNA polymerase II-specific; DNA binding; zinc ion binding
Source: RefSeq, a predicted model, not a curated record
AUGGCAGCCGCACAUGCAAUAAGUGCAGAUGAUGAUCAUCAUUCACACGAUGAAGAUGGUGACGCAAACGGAAAGAGAAGAAGAGUUCAAAGGGCAUGCGAUGUUUGUAGAAAGAAAAAGAUUCGUUGUGAUGGUUUACAACCGGAAAAGGGAGCAUGCAGCAACUGCGCUUCGUAUGGCCACGAAUGCACAUUCAUCGACGCCACCAAACGUCGUGCCCCACCAAGAAGCUAUGUGAUCGCACUAGAGGCAAGGAUGGAAAGGGCAGAAAAGCUCAUCACUCAAUUACUACCAAGCAUCGAUCUAACAAAAGCAAUCGGACCUAUGCCUGAAUUGCCAAGUGAAGGUAAAAAGGAAGAAGACGGACCAUCCAAUCCUCCCUCAUAUGUCUCUUCAAUGGGCAACGACAGACAACAAGAAUCGAAUCGGUUCGGCAUGCCAUCACAGCAGCAACAAACAGGUUUGCCUUUGAAUAUGCAUCAAGGAGAGUCAUCCGAUAUGACCAAUACAACCGUUGAUAGCUGGCAAGACGAAGAUGAUGAAUACGAAGAAAUCGGAGAAGAAGAAGAUGCAGCAUUUAUUCGGGUCAUGAUGGAUAAAGUUAAUAUCGCUCAUUCCGAACCAGACGCAAUCAUUGCUGCUUUCAAUAAGAAAGGCGGAAAGGAAAUAUACGAAUUCGAUAAUCGAGAUGAUGCUACAGGACGAACGAUUGCAAGACCAUCAAUCACAGAUGGUGCAAAUGAUGCACCUUUGUUGUUCUAUGGAAAAGCAUCUGGAUUCCAUAUCGUACCGCAUCUGAACAGAAUACUAAAGGAAGAGAACGGAAAUAGUAUGUACAAUUCUCACUCACCCAGCUCCGAUCUUACGCCAUCUUUCUCCGAUUUCGGUUUACCGGAUGAAUCUGAUUUGGAUCUUUCCAGUAUUGCGUUCAAUUGGCCUUCAAAAGAAUUAGAAGAAAAGUUGAUUCAAUUGUACUUUGAACGUGCAAAUCCACAAUAUCCAAUCUUAAACGAAAUCGUCUUUAAGAAGCAAAUGCAAAGGCCGGAUUGGAAGACAGAUAAUGAAUUGAUCAUGUUGGCUUUGGGUGUUUUUGCAACUGCUUCUCGUUAUUUGACCGAUGCAGAGAUUAAAGUUAUGCCAAACUUACCUGCAGAUGGUGAACAUUGGGCGCAUUUACUCAAACAUUUGCUAGAACGAAGUCUAGUUCCGAUCAGCUCAAAGAUUACGUAUAUCCAGAUUAUGCUGCUGUGCACAAUUUACAUCAUCGCAACGCCAAUGGGUUUCCGAUCGUUUGCUUGGAUCUGUUUGGGUGUCGUGGUCAGAUUAUUACAAGAUAUGGGAGCACACCGAAAAUUCACAGCAACAAGCAGCAACUUUGCACUCUUGACGGAAGAGACGUAUCGCCGACUAUGGUGGUCAGCCUAUGUAAUUGAUCGCCUGAUGAGUGCCGAUAUGGGAAGACCGGUGUCAAUACAAGAUGAAGAUAUUGAUUUGGAUGACAUUCUUGUUGUGGAUGACCAAUAUGUGUACGAAGCGAAUGAGAGAGGUGUUCCUGCUGAACAACCGGCCGACAAACCUAGUGUAUACCAUGGCUUCUUGCAAACGCUUCGAUUGACGCAGAUUAUUGGCAGAACACUACGAACGAUUUAUGCGAUUUCCAAAUCAAAAGCCGAACGAGGCUUCAUUGGCAAGAAGUGGGAUUCGUACAUCGUGGCAGAGAUUGAUAAAUCGUUGAACAAAUGGCUAGAGAACGUUCCUGCUCAUUUAGCCUAUUCUCCAAGUGAGGUCAACACAGAAUGGCUUGUGCAAAGUUCACGAAUCUUUUUGAUUUACUAUUCUACUCAAGCAUUGGUUCAUCGACCGUUCGUUCAACGAUACAAAUUGGCAACUCCUAUGAGCUUCCAUUCGCUUGCAAUCGUUUCCAAUUCGGCCCGAUCAGGAAUCCACAUUAUGUCCAAUUUAACAGACCGUGGCAUUGGAUCAUUGAUUGGACCAGAAGCUGUAUUGAGGGUUUUCAUUUUCAGCAGUAGCUUACUGUUGAUUAGUUAUAGCGCUGCACGAAAGAGUUACAAUGUUUCAAGUACUUUGAUCGGCGAUGUGAUGAAAGGUUUGGAAUCGUUAAAGAAGCUGCAAAACACAUGGAAGAUUAGUAGACGAUUUGCAAACAGAUUAGAGCAUAUUUUAAAGCACACGGAUAUCUCGAAUGGCAUUGAAGACGCAUCAAAUGGCGCUUCGUUCCAUGCUACCGGAAAGCGACAACAUGAAGAUGAAGGUGUACGACAACAACAGCAACAAAUUGAUUCACUUUUGCAACAGCAAAGUACGCUUCAUGUAGGAUCAAGAGAGAUUCGAGGAAUGAAGUCGAAUCCAAAUUUAGCAAGCAUUGCUACCAAAUUGCCACUCUCGACGACUGAAUUACAAGGUGCAUUUGGAAAUUCGCCUAGUUCAGCUCUUGAUCAAGUUGCUGCACUUUCUGGUUGGCAGCAAAAUGAUGCAGUCGGUCUUGAUGCACAAAUGUCUUCUCUCACAUCAUCGGGAAUAUCCAAUUCUACCAUAUUCGCUACUGUUCCUGCACCUGAUCCAAAUUUCACCAGUACUGGAAAUGGUCCAUCAAACUUUGCCUCUGCGCAAGCGAACAUGCAAGGUUCCAAUCAGCCAAUCUUUACUGCUUAUCCAGAAUUAUUCGCAAGUAACACUUCUUUUGCUGAUAAUUCAAAUAUGAUGGGAGGCCGAUCAGUGUUUGGCAAUGAACAAGGUGCGGGUAUGCUGGAUCCCAAUGGUGCUUUGAGGAAUGAUGCCUUCUUUGGAGGUUCAACAGCUUUGCCUACGCCAGGAUUCGAAUUGAAUUCUUCUAUGUUCGGUUCGGCGGGCGGCGGUAUUGGCAUGACCGGAAGAGAUUCUCAAGGAUGGAACGAACAACAACAGCAACAACUACAAGCAAACUUAGCCAAUCAAAGUGAUCCGACCGGAACCGAACCUGGUUUUAGUAACACAAAUAACAGGAUAAUGACAAAUGAUCCUCUUGAUGCUCUUUCAAAUUUGAAUAGCUUUUGGAGUGAUUCAGAUUGGAUGCGUGCUAUACAGAAUACGCAACAAUGA